GCUGCUGACCCGAUCAUAACAYCUCCGGUGGCGGCACCAUCGAUGCUGGAGAAGGCGACAACGGGGCAAAUUUCUAUGCAAACUGACAUCAUUGACGGGCCAUCAACAUCCACAGAUGGAGCGAUUCAGACAGCUGGCUCCCGACGCGGACGUAGUUCCAGAGCGCAUGCCGGACCAUCUCUGGAAGGUUGGAGUGACGAGACGGCCUUAGGUAUGAGCCUAGCUCUAGCACCCAGCUCUAGGAAGUCAUACACUAGGGCGGUCCAAGAAUUUCUAGAUUUUAGACAUCAUUAUAACCUGCCCGGAACUAUGCCGGUCCCCUAUGAGCAACUCGCUCAGUUUUGCGUAUACCACAGGCGGAGAGGCUUAGCACCACAGUCCAUUCGGACCAAGUUGUCAGCGCUGGCAUAUUGGUUGAAGGCCCAAGGCCUUAGUGACCCCACUGAUGACUUUAGGAUACAUAAAUUCUUAACGGGAUGGUCCAGGCAGCGCGGGCAUCCCAGGGACGACCGGCAGCCAAUGACACCCGCAAUUUUGAAGGGUUUGAAACAAUUGUGGCCCAGAUUGUGUACUUCAUAUUACGAGCAGGUCCUAUAUCAUGCUGCAGGUUUGACUGCAUUUUUUGGAGCACUGCGGGUGAGUGAAUUGGUGGCACUAUCCAAGAGCGAUACCUCACACCGUGCGCUGUUGAUUUCCGACAUUAAGGUUUUCCAGGAUAGUAUGGAAAUCAGAGUUAGGACCUCCAAAACUGACCAGGAAGCUAAGGGUCAGGUGAUCCGCCUGCUUAAGUGCGGCGAAGAGGACCUUUGCCCGGUAGCGGCCAUGACUCAAUUCGCGGCGCUCAGGGGCACUGAGAAAGGUUACCUCUUUUCCCAUCAGGACGGAAAGCCGCUGACCAAGUACCAAUUUUGGACCAUCACAGCUAAGGCGCUGGACCUGUUGGGGUUGGGACACCUGAAAUUUGGGACCCACUCCUUUAGGAUUGGUGCUGCCACGGCAGCAUCCGCAUUGGGAUACGACAAGGAUGAGAUAAAAGCCAUAGGCAGAUGGAGGUCCGGCGCCUUCAGAGGUUACGUACGGUCAGUUCCAUCCUAGAUGUUGUUAUCGUUGCAGGUCUCUCCAGGCUGGCGCAUAGAAGUCGGGUCCUGGUGUGCGGACACAGUUAUGUCUUUUGGGCAGGGAGAGAGGCCCACAGGACUGCCUUUGGUCAGCAUUUGGGUCUCGCUUCCACGGCAGCGGUGGAAUGGAGAGGAAGGAGAGGCCUGCGUUGGGACGGUUUGUGCCCCUUGUUGUUUAAUGCCGGGAGUGUUCUGCCUCCUGAUGUGUUGGUUAUCCACCUCGGUGGUAACGAUUUAGGCCUGUUAACAGGCAAGGCCCUCUUUUUACAAGCACGGGCAGAUAUCCGAAAAAUUUGGUGGACAUGGCCCGGGGUGCACGUCGUGUGGUCCGCUAUCAUACCUCGUCGCAGGUGGCUCGGAGGAGGCGACGUGGGAAGGCUCGAAAAAGCCAGGAAACGAGUGAACCGGGCCAUGCGGGUCUUCAUGAUCCAUCAGAGGGGUCAUUACAUUGCACAUCCAAAUAUCACUCGAGAUGACGGAAGGUUAUAUCGGGGGGAUGGAGUGCACUUAUCCGAAUUGGGCAACCAAAGAUUCUUGUUAAAUUUGCAAGAAGGUAUUAGGAGGGUGUUAGAGGAAUUGGUGGGGGAUAGGGGCGAAAUGGACAUUUGCCCCUAAUCCGUGGCAUAAAUAGAUAGAAAAUUCCUCUAGUCGGUGUGCACCUAGGGCACCCCCUUAAGGGGUGAAAGGCCGUUAAGUCAAACACUCACCCCCUGUUUAAAAGGUGAGGUUAGUUAAAUGGCCUUUAAUUGGAAGGAGUCUCGAUACAAGAGCUCUGAAAGAGACUCCUUAUCCCUUUCCCUUGGGGUGAUACGGUUUGAUUACCGAAACCCAGGUGCUUCGCCCGGAAUAUUGUGGUUAUCGGGUAGGAAUACUACCUGGGUUAGGUUGCACCAGUUCCUUGCACCCUUGAGUUAGGUUAGGAACUUAAAUAGGUAACGUUAAAUAAAAGUUGCCCAAUUUGAAUCCAAA
Anolis sagrei ordinatus is the source of this 2087-nucleotide messenger RNA. The record is from RefSeq and is a predicted model, not a curated record. Lineage: Eukaryota; Metazoa; Chordata; Lepidosauria; Squamata; Anolidae.